This is a messenger RNA of Colletotrichum godetiae, 3084 nucleotides long. Its product is annotated as endoribonuclease L-PSP. The transcript has 3 exons. The coding region runs from base 1 to 3084 and encodes 1027 amino acids. The record is from RefSeq and is a predicted model, not a curated record. NCBI's taxonomy places the organism in Eukaryota, Fungi, Ascomycota, Sordariomycetes, Glomerellales, Glomerellaceae.
AUGAGUGCCGUAUGGGCUCGUCUCGGCCCCGUAUUCGCAACCCUAGACGUCCCCUUCACCUUCCGCACCGAGGCGCCAGCAUCAAAGUGCAUCGGCCUCGCCAAGCUCAUCCCUGGGCCAGAUAAUAAAGGCUGGCAGAUCUGCGUCCUAACCACCGCCGUCAUCGAACUAGACGAGAAACCCUUUGGCCCCCUCCCGCGAACAGCCCCGUCCCUAAUCGAUCCCUCGCAGCGCGGCAACCCCCACGCACAAGGUCUCCCCCGUCUCAAGGACGGCAACGCAGUCCUGGACGCCGUCAUUGUAGGUGGAAGCUGCACCGGCAUCGCCAACGCAAUCCAGCUCGAUGCCGCGGGCGCGAAUGUAGCCGUCUUCGAUGCUGAGCCCCAGGCGGGCGGGAAUUGGUCGACGAGGCGGUACGAGAAUGUCACGCUUCAUCACCCUGCGUUUAUGAUUCAGCUGCCACGGUUCCCUGUGCCGGAGGAGUAUCCCAACUUUCUCAAGGGGACGGAUCUGACGCGGUAUUAUUCCUCGGCUGUACAGGAGCUGCGACUGCCUUUCUUUGGCGGGGUUGCGGUUCUGAGGAAUUCGUGGAAUGAGGCGGAGAAGAUCUGGACGGUGCAGGUCAAAGAUGUCAAGACGGGGGAGGAGAUGACACUCAAAGCGAAGAACUUGGUACUUGCCAACGGAUUCAUGGUCGGCAAUGAUAACCCCCGCGUUCCGAAGCUGAAAGGAAGAGAACUCUUCGCGGGACCGGUACAACAUACGACAGAGUACCGCAACCCGGCAGACUACAAGGGUAAACGCGUCCUCGUGGUCGGGGUGGGUAACUCCGCGCACGACGUCGCAGGCAACCUAGCUUCGGACCCGGAUGUCAAAAGCGUCACGAUCCUGCAGCGCAGCCCGACAUUCCUCGUCGACUUUGCGACCGUCGCGCCUAUCCUCAUGAUGCGGUACAAGGGCGACAUCCCCGUCAACACGGCGGAUUUCUUGCAGGAGUCGCUGCCGGUAGGGAUGCUGCGGGACAUGGCGCGCGCGGCUAUCGGCGCGGCGGUCGCUGGCGCGGAGGAUAGGAGUAAAGCGCUCGAGGGCUUAGGUUACGCUGUUCGGCGGGACCCGUGUUUGAUGACCCAGGUGUUUGAGGAGAGGGGCAGCGCGUUCUACGUUGACCAGCCGGGGACGUUUGAUCUUGUUUUUGGAGGACGGAUCAAGAUUGCGCGGGGCGAUGCCGUUGGGUUCGUGGAGGAGGGUGUUGUUGUGAGGGAUAAGGAGACGGGGAACGAGAGGGUUAUGGAGGCGGAUGGAGUGGUGUUGGCGACUGGGUAUGAGGUUGUGGAUUUGCCUUCCAGGUGGAGGGCGAGCGGGUUUGUUGAUGAGGAGACGGCUGGGAAGUUGGUGAAUGCAAGUGCUUAUGGGGUGGAUGAGGAGGGGGAGGUUCCUGGGCUUGUGACGUCUUCUGGACGUGAGUACUUUUUGCCUUGUUGUCUGUCAGCAGUCUUUGAUAAACCGGAAACAUCAACCAAAAUGACUGCAAAAGCACUGCCAAAUGUCGAGCGGACGACCAUCGCGGGGUCAAUCGAGAUACCCCGCAUCCUCAACGGCCUCUGGCAACUCGCCGGCGGGCACGACCAGAACAUUGACGUCGCGGCAGCAGCAGAUGCGAUGAAGCCAUUAAUUCAGGCAGGUCUCGAUGGCUUCGACAUGGCAGACCACUACGGUCCCGCAGAGCUCGUCAUCGGCUACCACAACCACAACCACACUUCACCCGCGCACCACCCCAUCACAGCCUUUACAAAGUGGUGUCCCGCCGAAAACGGCGAUAAAUCCCUCGAAACGGCAGAAGCGGCCGUGGAACUCGCUCUCAAUAGGUUGGGCCAGAGGCAAAUCGCGCUGAUGCAGUACCACGUGUGGGAUUACACCGACGACACGUACCUCUGCAACCUCUCCCACCUGCGCACCCUCCAGGAAGCAGGCAAGAUUGCGCAUAUAGGACUCACCAACGUCGACGCGGCGCACUUAGAGUUACUUCUUCACUCGGGCUACGAAAUCGCUACGAACCAGGUCUCGUGCUCCGUGAUUGAUCGCCGGUUGACGAGGGGCCGGAUGGCGGGGGUAUGUACCCGGCACGGUGUAGGCGUGUUAGCCUACGGGACGCUACUUGGUGGCUUUCUGAGCGAGAAGUGGAUUGGAAAGCCGGAGCCUGCGGACGAUGGGAAGGGGACGAACUGGAGUCUGAGAAAGUACCUCCGCUUCAUCCACGCGGCGGGCGGCUGGGAUGACUUUCAGCGUGUUCUCAAGGCUGUCUCCGACGUUGCGAAAAAGCACGGCGUCUCUGUUGCGGCGGUAGCGGUGAGGUGGGUGCUUGAUAUACCAGUCGUCAAGGCAGUCAUCAUCGGGGCGAGGUUGACUUCCGAGAGCGGGAGGUAUGCCACGGAUAAUCUCGCUGCGUUUGGUAUCUCGCUUGACGAGGAGGAUCGGGGCAGGAUCGAGGCUGCGCAGGCGGGGUUGAAGGAUAUACCGGGGGAUUGUGGUGACGAGUACAGGAGGCCGCCGUUCUUGACGGCUUCGGGGGACUUGAGCCAUCAUCUCCAGGAGGAGGAAAGUGAGAGAGACAAGGUGGAAAAGGCUAUUGCCAAGGGGAGGAGGGUUGAGUUCCGCUCGGGUGGGAAGUGGGAGCCCGUUGCUGGGUACUCGCGCGCCGUGAGAUUUGGGAAUGUCAUACGGGUGUCUGGGACGACGGCGAACCCGCCGCCUGAGCUCCGGUCUGGACUUGAGGUGAUUGGAGGGACAUCUGCUCGAUCUCAGGCGGUGGCGGCGCUGGAUACAAUUGAGGGGAGUCUUAGGCGGUUGGGGGGAAGCAUGGCGGAUGUGGUCCGGACGAGGGUGAUGCUCCGGCAGGAAGAGGAUGUGGUGGAGGUAUCAGAGGCUCAUGGAUGGGCCUUCAAGUGUCACGGGGUACGUCCGGCUAAUACCACGGUGACGGCUGGGCUCAUUGGGGAUGAGGUUCUUGUUGAGAUUGAAGUUGAGGCAGAGGUGGGCAGUGGCAAGUCUGUGUUGGUGAUCGGUGAGGAUCGUGGGGUGAUUUAA